CAGUUGGCUCUUGAAGGCUCAGAAAAGAAGUCUUGACAGUUGACGGUUGAGCUGUGGUUUCACUGCGCAUGCGCACUUUUUCAACAUGGCGGCGCCUAUGAAGUUGCAGUGCCUUGAUGACUUUCCAUCACAUAUUCAUCCUCUACACGUGCUUAUCAACAAAUCACAAUUCACGGAAAAGUUUCCAGACUACACCGGCCCCACAUACGCGUUGUUACUGUCACUGACGGACAAGCGCGCACCUUCUAAUCGGGGCUUUUUGGUGUGCGCGCACGUAACGCCAGAGGAAGAGACCAAUGUAAACAUUCCCACGUGUCUCGCUGUUUAUGUGAGUAAGUCUUUCCUCAAACACUACGGUCUGAAGGAGCACUCACCGGGAACGGUUCGUCCACAGUCUCUGCUGCCUUUAAAGAAGAUUGUCAUCGGUGCUCGGACGAAGCAGAGCUUUAAAUGGGCUUCUUCAGAGAAGUUCUCCAAUGGUCUGCUGAUCCUGGCGUCCUGUCAUGGACAAACUCUGCUGGCGAGACAAGGCGAUGCGCUACUGAUACCCUACCAUCAUUUACUGGGGGAGGAGGCCGCACAGGUGCAGCAGUACCUGUCAGAUGUGAUGGUGCUGGAGUGCACACCUGUCAACCAAGGCAUGAUAACAGUGGACACUAGUGUGGUUGUGUCGGAUUGUAGAGAUCUGGAUAUGACUAACACUAAUAUCACUAGCAGACUGUCUGCUUCCUCUCUCUUUGUGUCUGAUUUCGCCCAGUAUGCGAAUAGUUUGAGUUCUGGCAGCUCUUUGUUGAACAGUAAAGUGUUAGACUUCAGUGCUUUCUUACAGGCUCUUGAAUGCAGACUUGAUGUGCGUGUGCUAGACGUCUCCAGUCUCCAUAAACCCGGAGGAAUUCUGUCUAGAUUAGAGAAGAAUGAAGCGUUGGAUGUUGACAGCUGUAUUUUUGUGAACAAGAGCUUGUUACUGAAGAUGGGUGUGUUUAACGGGGAGUGGGUCAUUGCAUCCGUCCCAACAGAGAAGACAAAGAAGACUCCUCCGGGUCAGAGUCCUGUUUUGGGAGACCGUGAAAGCAGCUGGAAAAUUCCCUUUAAGAAGCAGGGACGUGUUCAUUUAGUUGCAAUCAAAGCGUUUGACACCGUUAAACACCAGGACAUGGAUGUGAAUGACAAUGUAGGCUUCAUUUCACCGGUUCAGUGGUUUAACCUAUCAGACGGGAUGGCAGUGCCUGUUGGAAACAAGACCAUCAAAAUUAAGAGGUGGAAUAAAGUAUCAUCGCAUGCAGAGUCGCAGAUCUCCGUGAGCGCGUGUCGAUGUGCAGCGCCGCCGUUUGCUAAAGAGCUGCACAUUGAAGCCGUCAUAUCACCAGACUACAACUCUCAUGGGCCCUUCGACAGCAUCCUCUACAAACACUUCAGCACACCCAGGCUUGUUCAGCGGGGGAGUAUAUUGGGAAUCCCGACAGAAGGACAUCCUGAUCUUAUAGAGAACAGCUCUGAAGGAAUCCUCAGGUGGCCUGUGCUGUAUUUCAAAGUAAAGCGGGUGUGUGGUUUUUCUGCUGAGGAGGAAGAGGUUUCUUCAUAUCUGGCUGAUAGCAAUCACACUUCACUAUACAUGGGAGGCUCCGCCCACAGCCCAUCUCCCUGCUCUGUGCUGCCGAAGGGUUUGUCUUUCUGGACGAGUCUCUGUUCUCCAGGUCUCUCCAGCACUGUGGAGCAACUGCUCACUAUCAUCCAACCUCACUUCAGUGAAAGCUCUUCAACAUUAAAAAAAGGCUGUUCGGUUCUUCUGAUGGGUCCGAAUGGCAGCGGUAAAGUUACCGCGGUAAGAGCAGCUAGCAGGAGGCUACAUCUGCAUCUGAUCAAGGUGGACUGCGUCACUCUCUGUGCAGACACUGCAGCUGCGUGCGAGGCUAAGAUGAAGUCUGUCUUUGAGAGAGCUGAGCUCCAUCACCCGUGUGUUUUGCUGCUGAGAAACCUGCAGCUGCUCGGCCAGCCACGGGACGGCAUUGAGACGGACUCCAGGGUCACUUCCACCCUCUGCCAGCUCGUAGCAGCUGUUCAUGCCAGUGUAGUUGUGGUGGGCUCAGUGAGCAGCCAGCGAGAGUUGUCCUCAGAUGUGAUGGCAGCGUUUGUGCACCAGGUGGCGAUAGAGAGCCUGUCUGAGGAGCAGCGCAGGACGAUGCUGUCCAGUCUCAGUGAGGACCUGAUGUUGGGAAAAGACGUCAACCUUGCCAAGAUUGCCAAACAGACAGCUGGUUUUGUUUUGGGAGAUAUUUGCGCACUCCUUACCAACGCUGGAAAAGCCGCUCACAGACGACUUCUGCAGACGUAUUUUCCAGAAGGGGCGAGUGAACAGGAAGAGGAGGAUCUGUGUGUCUCUGGGGUGAGCGUCACGUCUGAGGAUUUCAGCACGGCACUGGACGUCCUACAGGAGGCACAUUCACAAGCCAUUGGUGCGCCAAAGAUCCCGUCAGUAAGAUGGCAGGAUGUCGGUGGACUGCAGCAGGUUAAGAAGGAAAUUCUGGACACGAUUCAGCUUCCUCUGGAGCAUCCAGAGCUGCUCUCGCUGGGGCUGCGGCGCUCCGGACUGCUGCUCUACGGGCCGCCUGGCACCGGAAAAACUCUGCUGGCUAAAGCCGUCGCCACGGAGUGCACCAUGACCUUCCUCAGUGUGAAGGGUCCUGAACUCAUCAACAUGUAUGUUGGUCAGAGUGAGGAGAACAUUCGAGAAGUGUUCAGUAAGGCCAGAACGGCUGCUCCCUGUAUUAUUUUCUUUGAUGAGCUGGACUCUUUGGCUCCUAAUAGAGGCCACAGUGGAGACUCAGGAGGGGUGAUGGACAGGGUUGUGUCGCAGCUUUUAGCAGAGCUGGAUGGCCUUCAUUCAUCUGGAGACGUUUUUGUGAUUGGAGCAACUAAUCGUCCAGAUCUGCUGGACCAGUCAUUGCUCAGGCCUGGCAGAUUUGAUAAGCUGGUGUAUGUGGGUGUGAAUGAAGACCGAGAGUCGCAGCUGCAGGUUCUGAAGGCAAUCUUGCGCAAGUUUAAGGUGGACCCCAGUGUGUGUCUGUCGGAGAUCGUGGAGUCCUGUCCUCCUCAACUGACCGGAGCCGAUCUGUAUGCGCUCUGCUCGGAUGCCAUGAUGUGUGCCGUCAAGAGGAAGAUUUCACGCAUCGCUGAAGGUGUGGAUUCAGAGCUCAGCGCUCUGACUCUGUGUUCAGAAGACUUCAGACAGGCUCUUUCAGGCCUUCAGCCGUCCGUCUCCGAGCAGCAGCUCAACAGAUACAAGCUCAUCCAGCAGAAAUUCACCUCAAAAUAACAUCCAAAACACUCUCCCAUCUGAAAUCCCUUCUCUGAUGGUAACUCGCUAAACCUUCUCUAAUACGUGUCCUAACCAGACCCAGUGUGAUGAAGCUAAUCUCAGCAGUCUUUUGACUGUGUCAUGUUGCACAGCAUUUUCACUAUCAUUGUGAACAGACGUAUUGAACAAGACACUUUACGCAUCACAUCUGGUUAGGACACAGUAAGAAAAGAAAUACGUCAAACCUGCUCAUGUUUACUUUCUUAUCCCGCAGGAUUUCUUUGCAUCUUCUAAAAUAGGUUUCAGAUUUAAUGCAUGAAUGGAAAUCAGUCAGGCUGAAAAAUGCAGAAUCAGAUGCCAUUGACUUCCUGCGAAGAAAUUAGCUUAAAUAUAAUAAAAGCUGAUUUCUAACUAGCACUGCAAAAACUACGACUAAAGUUCACAGCUAAACUCACAACUUCAGCUACACAGUGUGAGUUAAUAGGCUUGUGAGUGUGUAUGUUAAGAGCACUUAAUUACACCGUUUUCCAUAAAUGUGAAGUGAAAUUGCUUAUACAAAAUAGAAAAACUCCAUUAAAUCAUCCUCAGGGCUUUGAUUUUAACAUACUGGCAUGCAUCGGUCCCACUUUAUAUUAAGUGCUUAGUUUUGGUUCAUUUAAUUGUUAAUUAAUUUGCUAUGCAAAUGUUAAAAAGAGCUGAUAUCAGUGGUUUGAUUUAUGUCUAGAAAUGUUAAUGAGAUAAUUAUUAUUUUUUUAGAAUGUUAAUAUUUUUCUGGUUUUAUAACUGUGUAAUUACUACUUCAUUACUAUGUUGUUACGGCAUAUAUAACACAAAGGACAAAUGGGACGACUUAAUAUAAAGUGUUACCUUGUUUAUUCAAAGAAUUACUAAAAAGAAUAUUUAAAUCCUCUGAAAUUAAACGUAUGCGAUUC
Labeo rohita (rohu) is the source of this 4227-nucleotide messenger RNA. RefSeq names its product peroxisomal biogenesis factor 6 (gene pex6). The record is from RefSeq and is a predicted model, not a curated record. The coding region runs from base 86 to 3313 and encodes 1075 amino acids. Lineage: Eukaryota; Metazoa; Chordata; Actinopteri; Cypriniformes; Cyprinidae. Gene Ontology annotation, cellular component: peroxisomal membrane; cytosol. Gene Ontology annotation, molecular function: ATP hydrolysis activity; ATP binding. The transcript has 17 exons. Gene Ontology annotation, biological process: protein import into peroxisome matrix.